GCGAGGCCUUCUGUCAUCCCUCCCCCAGGCUGCCCCUGGUGACAGGCAGGGAGCCUGCGCUGAGUUCUCUGCACCCACCCAGGGCCCCGGAGACUGUAGCCGGGAGCCGGAGACAUGAACAAGAUCGUCCCCCAGGGGGAUGGCAAUGCUGCUGCCGCUGGAAGCCAAGCCCUCCCUGGAAGGGAAGCCGACUGCAGCCCUUUCUGCUGCUCGUGCCGAGGGGCCUGCCUCUCAGCCUUCCUGAUGCUCCUGCUGGCAACUCUUGCAGCCCUGAUUGCCCUGGUCGCCAUCCUUGGACCCCCACCUCGCACGCCAGGGGCCCAGCCCUGCGUGACACAGAUGAACAGGACGGGCUUCCUAUGCCAUGACCUGAGGAGCUGCAUCCCAGCCAGCAGGGUCUGUGAUGGCGUCCGCACCUGUGCCCACGGCGAGGACGAGGAGGAGGCCUUGUGCCGAGACAUGCCCCAGAGCCUCCCUGGCUUCCUCAUGGCUCACUGCGGAGACCCCGCUUCCUGGAUCUACUCGGACCAAAAGUGUGAUGGGAUCAACAACUGUGGGGACUGCUCAGAUGAACUGAGCCCAGUGACUACGUGCCCGCCCUGCGGCCCUGGCUGGUGGCGCUGUCCCUCGACUGUCUUCAAAUAUUGCAGCUGUAUCCCCAGGAGCCUCUGCCGUGAUCAAGUGCAGCACUGCUCCGACUGGUCUGACGAGUACUCCUGUCCUGGACCCUGAAUGGGUCACCCAGGCCAGAGUGGGAGGCUGGUUGGAAUGGCACUGAUAACCCAUCACAUGUGCUAUGAAUCCAAGUACACAAGGGCAGGAAGGGGCCUUCGAGAUCAUGUAGUGGGAUCUACACACCGUUGUCUCUGAAUAGGAAUUGCCUCUCCUGCUUUCAAGAUUUUCAGCCUCUGCUUGAAUUCUUCCAGUGACGGGGAGCUCACUACCAUGUUAGGCAACUCCUAACAAAGACAAAGGGAAUCUGCUUCCAUGAUUGGAGGCCUGACUCUGGGGCCGCACAGAGGAAAUCUGCUCCUCCACUCCAAGACAGGCUUGCAGAUACUGACCUUGUCACCCCUUGAAGAAAAGAUAAGUCUUGGGCUUAAACACCAAGCUGAGAAGUUUAGCCCUUAUGAAUGGCACAUAUAUGAAGUAUAUGCCACUUCCUGCCCUUUUGGUACCUAAGGCAGAUAUUGCUGGGCUUGGAUGCAGCCUCAGUGUUUUCUCAGCUCAGUAAGCCUAGCAGGUCCCACUGAUGGAUCACAUGAGAUACACAUGAGAUGGGGUACUUGUCAUCCUGCCCCUAGGAAGCCACCCCAGGAAGCUCUGAGCUGUAGGAAGAACAGCUUGAGGAGCCCCCCCGCCACCGCCCCUUCCAUCCCUUCUCUUCCCAACCACUCCCACCCUCAUCCCGUGACCAGCUGCCCAACAAAACAGCCCAGGUUCCUUCAAGUAGGGAUUGUAUUUGGGUUCUGGAGCCUGAGUGAAAGAGUUGUCUCUCGGCGUACAUUUCCAGUUUCACAGCACCCAGGCAGGCAAGGAUGGAUAUCCCCAUUAAACAGAUGAGGAAACUGUGGCCCAGAGGGAGAAAUAACCAGGAUCAUACAGCAAAGUAAGGGCUGGAACUGGGACUCAAAUACCAUCCAUGGUGUCCCAACCCCAAAGUCUUUCCAUCUACCAGUGUGACUCUAUCUUGGCCAGGGUGGAGGCAGAGUCUCUGUAGCGUAUUUUAAAAGGUGGCUUGAGAAUCAGAAAGUGCCCCACCCUUAUUCUGAAAGAUGGACUUGGAAUCUGGCCAAUAAGGGGACUCCUGUUGAGGGAGAUGGACAU
Balaenoptera acutorostrata (minke whale) is the source of this 1827-nucleotide messenger RNA. It is a transcript of the gene LDLRAD1, whose product is annotated as low density lipoprotein receptor class A domain containing 1. The record is from RefSeq and is a predicted model, not a curated record. Bases 115 to 732 code for a protein of 205 amino acids. Lineage: Eukaryota; Metazoa; Chordata; Mammalia; Artiodactyla; Balaenopteridae. The transcript is spliced from 6 exons. Gene Ontology annotation, cellular component: plasma membrane. Gene Ontology annotation, molecular function: protein binding.